Penicillium bovifimosum is the source of this 966-nucleotide messenger RNA. RefSeq lists its product as uncharacterized. Bases 1 to 966 code for a protein of 321 amino acids. The record is from RefSeq and is a predicted model, not a curated record. NCBI's taxonomy places the organism in Eukaryota, Fungi, Ascomycota, Eurotiomycetes, Eurotiales, Aspergillaceae. The transcript is spliced from 2 exons.
AUGUCUGAAUGGGUUACCGCUGCUAUGGACUCGCUCAACUUCUUGGGUACAGUUCACUUCAAACCUGAAACCGACAUCCCAGACCUAACUGGCAAGGUCAUUCUAGUCACAGGCGGCAAUGCUGGACUCGGUAAAGAAACCGUCCUACAGCUGGCCAAGCACAAUCCUACUAAGAUAUUCCUUGCUGCACGCUCGGAAUCAAAGGCAGCGGAAGCCAUCAAGGAUGUGAAAUUGUCCGUCUCUAAUGAUGUCGACAUUAGUUGGCUUCCAUUGGAUUUGAUGUCGGGUUCAUCAAUCAAAAAUGCGGCGGAGCAAUUCAAAGAGCUGUCAUCCCGUCUCGAUAUCCUAAUUCUCAACGCCGGGGUCAUGGCUCUGCCUCCGGGCGAAACGGAAAUAGGACACGAAAUUCAGAUUGGCACAAAUCACACCGGACAUUUCCAUCUCACCAAGUUGCUGCUACCAACACUGCUCAAAACUGCCGAAGAGCCCGGCUCGGAUGUCCGCGCCGUGUCGCUGGCAUCCGUGGGACAUAUAUUUUCACCGCCAUUUGAGACAAUCUUAGACCAGCAGAAGCUGAAGAAGGUCGGCACCACCGCUCGGUAUGGAGCAUCGAAGGCUUCAAAUAUCAUGUUUGCUGCGGAACUUGCCAGGCGCUACCCUUCAAUAACGUCGGUGGCAGUUCAUCCUGGUAUCAUUCUGACAGAUCUGUAUGAGUCGUUGAGUUCUCGAUCUCCAGUCGUCGCUCUGUACUCUAAGGUCUUGCGUGUGGCUGGCACGUCAAUUGCCCAGGGUGCAUGUAACACGUUGUGGGCUGCUGCUGGAGCUAAAAAGGACGAGCUGGUUAAUGGAGCAUAUUAUGUACCUGUUGGAAUUUUGAAACGCCGGAAUAAAUGGUCGACUAGUGAAGACAAGGGGAAACGGCUGUGGGAGUGGACGGAGGCGGAGCUCAUGAAGGCCAAUUUGUGA